Closterium sp. Yama58-4 is the source of this 2358-nucleotide messenger RNA. NCBI's taxonomy places the organism in Eukaryota, Viridiplantae, Streptophyta, Zygnematophyceae, Desmidiales, Closteriaceae. The record is from the annotation of a GenBank genome assembly.
AUGGCGCUUUUCUCUGGCUGGGUGUUCGUUGUGAGGCCGGACCCUGACGAUGCGGCGCCGGCUUUGUUACCACGUUACUUGGUGCUCGCGAAAUGUAGCCUGCUCAUGUACCGUCGCGACCCGACGCUGGUGAAGAACGAGGAACCCGUGUCCAGCGGCGUGCUGACUCCGCAACUCGCAGUAGAGGACUGCGGACGCGAGGUGUACGCCGAUGGACGGGCUCUCCACGCGUUCCGAGUGUACAACAAGGCCAUGCCAGACCAAGGUGGAAAGGUGGCAACCACAAGUGCAGGAGCAGCUCAGAAGUGGAUCUCAGCCAUUGAAGAGUCCAUCAAGGAAUCAGAGACCGGGGGCAAGCCAGAGAAAGCAUCUGUGGGAGAGCGCACUCUCACUCGCUUGGUCUCCAUCGGUCAAGGCCUGGGUGACAUCUUCACUCGUGAGAUGCAAGCCGACGUGGACGUGGGAGGCGAUGCGGUAGAAACCACCAAGUGGAGGAUCUUUAAAGUGGCGGACGGCCUUCGGUUCUUCCACGAAGCAUCUGAGGAGGGCUUUGAGUCUCUGAUCAAGGCGGAGGGGGUGGUGGAGGCAUCAGCAGACAGCAUCUUUGAAGUUCUCAUGAGCACAAGCGCUCCCCUCUCCAUGCAGUGGGACACAUUCACAGUGGAGAGCGAGGUGGUAGAGGCAGUGGAUGGCCACACGGACAUCAUAUUCGCUAUAGUCACCAACAGGCAGUACACUCACGGGAGGCCGACGGAGAAGGAGGUACUGGCGUCGCGCACAUGGAGGCGCAACCACGACGGGUCUUACGGCAUCACCACGUUCAACACCCUUCACGACUCCAAGCCCCCCAAUGCCCGCCGCCCGCGCCUUGACUUUGCAUUGGGGUCAUGGGACAUCCUCCCCCUCACCCCCGCCCGCCCCAAGACCGGCCACGUGAAGUGCCUCGUGCGCCACGUCAUCGAGCUCGGCACCGCUGCCUCCCUCUCCUCCUCCCACUUGUCUGCUGACGGCGCUCCUCCCACCCCUAGCAGACGCUCCAACGCCUCUUCCUCCGCCUCCUCUUCUGUCUCCGCCUUGGCCUCUCCCAGCACCUCAUCCCCCUUGCAUGCUUCUCUCCCCAGGCCUGCGCACGCAGUUGCGGGAGUGGCGAAAGCCGCUGCUGGGAAGCCGAUUUCGUUUAUCAAAGGGCUGAUGAGGGAGAAGAAGGACAAGGAGAGGGAUCUGCUGAAAUCAGCAUCUGUGGCAGAGGAGGCGGAUGGGCAUGUGGCCUUUGAGGAGUUUGCAGAUUCGUUCCCGUACGCGUCGCUGUGCCGCAUUGCAGGCCUGAGGGAAUACUUCGCAGCACAGCCUGCGAUGGAGGAGCAUGUGGAGAGGAACACAGAGGAGGUGGUUGCUAGCCUGAUGGAAAGGACUGAGAGCCUUGAAGACCAGUUCUUUGAUGCUGAAGGGGGGGAGGACGAACCCGCUAAGGAGAAGGUAUCGGCCAAGGCGCGCUGGCAGGGGCUCAAGUGGAUGGUGCAGUUUGGCUUCCGCCUGCGAUCCCUGUUCCUGGUGGAGGAGGAGGAGGCGGAUAAGGAGCGCUGGGAGGUGCGGAGGGAGCUGCAGGUGGACGUCACACCCACCGACCUGCUCGCCGUGGGGGAGAAGCUCAGGGCGCAGGUGUCGCUGCCGCUGGGCAGCGACCCCAAGGACGCCCAUGCGUGGAAGCAGGCCGCUGCUGACAACUUCUGUGUGCGCGGCGCUACCUAUCUCUCAGAUGGGAUCAAGAUCCCAGCAGCCCAGCCGCUGCUCUCGCUCCUGGCAGUGGACUGGUUCAAGUCGGACUCGCGCAUUGAUAACGUGGCAGCACGACCCGGCUCUGUCAUGCAGUCCGAAGCAGGCAAGAAGCUUCCGUUUGUCUUCGUCUUGAAUCUCCAAGUGCCGGGCAAGCCCAACUACUCAUGUGUCGCUUACUUUGCUGCCGACCGCCCCGUCAAGAAAGAUUCUCUCCUGGGGAGGUUUGUGAACACGGAGGAUGAUGCAUUCAGGAACAGCCGCUUCAAGCUCAUUCCGCGCAUCGAGGAGGGCUUCUGGGCAGUAAAACGGGCAGUUGGAACAAAAGCUGCUAUUCUAGGCAAAGCUCUCACCUGCAGCUACUACAAGGGGGAGAACUACCUGGAGAUGGACGUGGACGUGGGGUCGUCCUCAGUAGCGCGCAGCGUCAUCGGCCUCGUGCUGAGCUACGUUACCUCGCUUGUUGUGGACCUUGCUCUGCUUAUAGAGGCCCAAGCAGCAGACGAGCUGCCGGAAUACCUUCUCGGAACAAUCACACUCAUGCGCCUCGAGCCCAAGAAGGCCAUUGACCCCCCUCCUGCAUGA